UUCCGUACAGUACGCGCCCAGCGGUUAAGGCGGUUUUGUCGCGGGUGUCGCCGUCGCCGCUGCCGUCGUCGUCGUCAUCAUCAUCUCGUGCGGUCCGUCGUUCCCUAACGUCUCUCUUUCUCUCUUGUACGUCGCGGUGGUGUCGCGCGACGUACGUACACACAUACACACAUUUCUUUUUUCGUCUCCCCUUCGCGCGCGCACACACUCGCCGCCGCGCCGACGCGUCGUCGCGCCGCUUCCCGGAGCGUCGCCCCGGCAAUUUUUUUCCUCUCCUGCCCCGGUUCUCGACGUCGGUGCACGUUCCGCACGAGGAUAUACAUAUACGGAGGAGUGCGGGGGAGUCGCACAAGCCGGGUGUCGCAAGCCCUCCGCUCUUUAAACGGCAAGGACUCGUCGUUGUCGUCGUCGUAACCCGCCAUCGUUCACGUCGCCGCCGUCGUCAUCGUCGUCCCUGGCGGAACACCUGCGCACCGAUACGAGGCGUAGCAGCAUGGUAUGGUACCAGUGACUGAGAACUCCCCCGAAACAUGAAGAAGCAUCCUCACAUCCUCGCGUGCAUCCUACUCCUGCUGCCACUGACACUGGGACUCAGCCUGCAGGAGGACGACCUGGUCUUCGACGAUGUCGGCGAGGACAACGACAAUGACAACGUGCCCGUCGGCUCCGUCCUGAUAAAUCAUCAUGCUCGCGGUCGAUCCGAUCGUUACGAACACGUCGGAUCGUCGUCUCGCGAUGGCAGACGGCACGCCUCCCGGGUCGAAAGGGCACGGGGCGUGUCGGACACCGUAGUCCCGGUCGGCCACGUCUUCAGGAUGAAAAUACCGCGGCAGGCUUUUUCGGGAGGCGUGGAUUUUUACGAGGUUUACGAGACCGUGAAUCGCGAUCGUCUGCCACGAUGGAUGCACUGGGACGACGCCGCCUCCACUCUCUUGGGCGUGCCGUCGAAAAAGGACUUGGGCAAUUAUCACCUGACCGUCACGGCUGUUGGCAAGCACCGUGACACCGCCAAGGAUCAAUUCGUCGUGCAGGUUACACCCGAGAAGCUGGAGGAGCUCAAGCAUAAGGACGGCAAGACGCAUUGCGACGACGGGGAGUACCAGACGAUCCUCACGAUUCUGCUGGACGCGCGGAUGGACCAACUGUCGCCUGCCAUCAGGGUGAAUGCCAUCGAAAACCUCGCGGGAUAUCUAGGAAUGCACACGAGCGCAUUCUCGAUGCAUUCCCAAAGCAUUAAGGAUGUCACCGGGUCGGAUUCCUACGUUAUCUUGACCGGACCGGGGAAUGUUAGGCAUCACAAGAACAAAGAUAAAGACAGCCAUUUGACCACCAUUCAAUGGCAGGUUGGCUGCGACGGUCACGUAUGGAAGCAUCAAACAGAGUUGGUGAAACAAUUACGUGAGCAGGCGAAGGACGGUACUUUAGCGGAAGUUCUGCAGCUUCCCGUGGUAUCGUGGCGCGUUAGGACGGAUUUGACCUCCUACCUGAGAAACAGACGGGAGGUCGGCUCCGGCGACUUCAACCCUGACGAUUAUGACAAUUAUGACACCGAUUAUGAUGAGGACGAGGAAGACGAUUACGAUGGAGAUGAUAACGAGGACUCCGGAGUGCCAACGACUUUAAUACCGCUGGACUCGAAACAUCCGCACCGGCAUCAUCAUGGCGAGGAGCCGAUCGAUGGUGAUUGGAAGAGCGAAGACGUCGACGAGCAAGAGAUAAUACCGAGGAUGAGUCAAAACGAAUUGGAAAGUAAAACUACGCUCCCUACGACAAGAACCACUGAACUUACUACAUCAUCACCAUCAACAACUACUACAACCACCUUCACCACCACGACGACAACUACAACCACCACCCAAGCCGCGCCAACGACUUCUACCGCAACUACUUCUACCAGUAGCACCACAACGACCGUUACAUCAGCCGAUACAACAACAACAACAGCUAGUAUCUCCACCACUGUAGCCCCAUCGAUAGAGUCUCCGCGAUCACGGUCGUGGGAUACCACGGACGAGGAGAUCACGCCGAGAGAAAACGCCACGGAGAAAACGAAACCCGUGGAGCCUGCCGAAUCCGUUACCGCUUUACCAACCAUUCCCUUGGACGUCACGACUCCUCCUCCUGCAACCACUCUGUCGGCUUUUAGCACAUCGGCCAUCCAAACUAGCGUCUUCGACAAAAACGAGACGGAGAUCGUCGUUGGUAUUACUAACAUUACAACGGAAGAGUCGGAACAAACUACGACUUCCAUGAGAGAACCGACUACUGUACCAACGUCGAGCAUCGCGGACGUUAACAUCUUCACCACUCCUUCACCCGUAGUCGUAACUCCGAAUGUUAGCGCCUCUACUAUCACGCCUGUAGUCGUAAUGAGUGACAAAACUACUACGACUACGACAAUGAUGAUGCCGUCAACGUCGUCGGAUCUUCGCACAACCGUGUCAAGCACAACACCGUCCACUACACCCAGCACGACCACCACGACUACGACCACUACCACUACCACUACCGCGGCGCCUACAACCACCACGCCAACGACGACGACUGCUCGGAUCACCACGGAGAGUAUCGAGUAUGGCCAAGUUAACUUCCCACCGAGACGCGACAGGAGAUUAAAGAAGAUACCGGUGACCGCCGGCAAACUGUUGAGCUACAUCAUACCGGCCGACACCUUCACCGAUUUGGAAGACGGCAACACGAGGAAACUGAAGUUGAGCUUGUACUGGCAAGGUCUACCGCUCAAAACGACCCAUUGGCUUCAGUUCGAUCAUGAUAUCCAGAAAAUCUAUGGACUGCCUCUUGAGAACGAUAUAUCUACCUGGAAUUACGAACUGGUUGCCACGGAUAGCGAAGGCGCCAACGUCACUGACAGUCUCGACAUUCACGUUCAGCAGCACAAGCUGAGCCGCAGCGUCAAUCACGAAUUCACCAUUUACUUGAAAAUCGACAAACGAAACGAAUUCCCAACGGACGUUGAUUGGGAACUCGAAGUAAUCGAAAGCCUAGCUGAACUUUACGGAGACAGGGACACCCAGCAUAUCACAGUUCGUUCCAUCAAUAUCGUCGAUCGUGAGCAAGCCACUUUCACAUGGACUAAUGAUAGUCUUCCAAGAAGCAGCGAAUGCCCGAGAGAACAUAUAAACAGAUUAUUGCGCGUACUCGUCGACAGUAACGGAGAUCCGUCAGCUUCUCUGAGAGCAGUUCUCGCGCCGGAAAUCAGGGUAAAGCGUGUCGUGUAUGAGGGUAUUGGACAAUGCGAAGAUAUAUCUCGUCCCGAGGUACCAAAAGUCUCUACCGAAGAGCCGAAGAGUAAUUUCCCGCCGGUACCGAGGAAUCAAAUCGAUCGCCUUAAUGCAACAGUUGGCCAGUUGUUUGUGUUCAAAGUGCCAGAGGAUACAUUCUUCGAUAAUGAGGAUGGAUCGUCGCGAAACUUGAAGAUGUCACUUUUGACCAACGACCGACAACCCAUUCUACCUCACGAGUGGCUGCAGUUCGACAGCAAGAAUCAAGAAUUUUACGGCGUGCCAAUGAAUACCGACAUCGGUCGCAAGGAAUACCAAUUGGUCGCCACCGAUAGAGAAGGUGCAAGCACCACGGAUAGUUUGGUCGUUGUCGUACAUUCGGCACCUCCCAUGGCGCACACGGUGGAAUUCUCGAUGACGCUGGAUAUCGCCUACAAUAACUUCGCGCAUUCCGCCCUUCAGAAGCGUAAUUUUAUCGAGAAGCUGCGCGACCUCUACGGGGACAGAGACACGAGUGCUAUCUCGCUGCAUAACAUCUCGAACGGCAGUACUGUGAUCACGUGGCACAACAGAACUCUACCUACGUCGACUUGCGCCCACGACGAGGUCAACAGGCUGCGAUCCGUGCUCGUGAAGAGCGACAACGAUCGGCGUUCCGUGACGGACGAGGUUUUGGACGUGAUGGGCAUGAAAUUCCCGGUGAAGCAGAUCACGGUAAUCCCGAUGGGAAUCUGUCUCGGUGAAUUAACGGGCGUACAUUCGCCGGACAGCCACGUGCCGCCGGUGGACGAUUCCACGUCUAUCGGCGCAUUCCACGACGAUUACCUUCUCACCUUCGUUCUCCCUGCGAUCAUCAUCGCCGCCAUGCUCAUUCUGGCGGGAAUAAUCGCGUGCGUGCUGCACAAGCGACGGCGCAGUGGGAAGAUGAGCGUGAGCGAGCAGGAUGAGGAGCGGCAGAGUUUCCGGAGCAAGGGAAUUCCCGUGAUUUUCCAGGACGAGCUGGACGAGAAGCCGGAUCCCGGCAAUAAGUCACCCGUGAUUCUAAAGGAGGAGAAGCCACCUCUUCCGCCGCCCGAGUAUCAGAAGGCCGAGGACGGCGCCGACAUGCCGAUGCUGCCGAAGGAGAACUCCGAGGAGCCGUACCAACCGCCACCGCCAUUCGCCACGAAUCGCGACACCAAUCGGCAAAAUCGUCCCAAGCCCACACCGACGUACAGGAAACCGCCCCCCUACGUGCCUCCCUAACAAAAUACGGUGCACUCGCCUACGCGUAAAUAUAUGCUAGCAAUGCUCGGAGACUCACCGAUACACAAGCAAAACCAAAUUAAUUAUAAAAAGCAAUCUCGAAUUGGCGACGACGACGACGACGAUCGUGGGACUCUGAACGUUUAUAGCGACGUUUGAAACGAAGGCCCCCCUCUCCAUUCACCCGGUAUGAGACAAUAUACUGCUUUUGCGAGGCGUGAAUGGAAGAUUAUUAUUCUUCCGCGAGAACAUAAUUCUCCGAAAUCCGCGCGCGACGUUUUUACUUAUUUUAUAUAUGUAUCGACAACGGCACGUCUCAUCAUCGAUUUAAAAAAAGGAAAAGAAAAGAAAAGAAAAAAUUAUUCCUUUAGUCGAUAUACGAUCGACGUACACUCUCUUUCUUCAAUCAUCUAUAUAUUUCAUGCGAAAGAAAAGGAAGAUUUUCUAGGGAGUUAUAUGGGAAUACAAAUCACGUGUUGCCUUUCGUAAAGAAUUCAAUUGUAGGGAAGGACAAGUCACUGCUCGAUACGCGAAUUUAGUUUAGAUCGUUGUUAGAAACCGGGACAGCGGUAGGGAGUAUAAACGUACUUUAUUCGACUCUGUAGCAUUCGAGACAGCAACGAUACUCAUAAAUAUUUCAAUAAUCAGUGCCAUUUAUUAAGCAAUAAGGGUAUCCGACUGUGAAUAAACAGCGCGUUAUAAUUAGUACGGUUCUACGGAUUUAUCGCAAUUUACCGUUUAUAGAGAGUCUCCACAGGUAUCAAGAACGACAGACUUAACGAAAUACAUAUUAUAUUACGCACUUACAA
This is a messenger RNA of Wasmannia auropunctata (little fire ant), 5296 nucleotides long. Its product is annotated as dystroglycan-like. Gene Ontology annotation, biological process: nerve development; axon guidance; muscle attachment. Gene Ontology annotation, cellular component: dystroglycan complex; sarcolemma; dystrophin-associated glycoprotein complex. Lineage: Eukaryota; Metazoa; Arthropoda; Insecta; Hymenoptera; Formicidae. The transcript has 15 exons. Gene Ontology annotation, molecular function: laminin binding; calcium ion binding. Bases 531 to 4487 code for a protein of 1318 amino acids. The record is from RefSeq and is a predicted model, not a curated record.